This is a messenger RNA of Capsella rubella, 1335 nucleotides long. RefSeq names its product probable mitochondrial import receptor subunit TOM40-2. Gene Ontology annotation, biological process: protein import into mitochondrial matrix. The transcript has 12 exons. Bases 32 to 1012 code for a protein of 326 amino acids. Gene Ontology annotation, molecular function: transmembrane protein transporter activity. The record is from RefSeq and is a predicted model, not a curated record. Lineage: Eukaryota; Viridiplantae; Streptophyta; Magnoliopsida; Brassicales; Brassicaceae. Gene Ontology annotation, cellular component: mitochondrial outer membrane translocase complex; mitochondrial outer membrane.
CUGGGUGAGUGCUCAAUUUGAUGGCUGCGUCAUGACCGAUGAUCUCCUUGCAUUGUUGUUGAGGAGAAGUCUUAACAGUUCAGCGAUGGAGGGCUUUCCACCACCGAUUUAUAUGGCGCAAGUCAAUGCGAAGACCAAAGUUGACGAGAAAGUGGAUUACUCAAACCUCCCUUGCCCUAUUAUCUAUGAGGAAGUCCACCGUGAAGCAUACAUGGCUUUAAAGCCAGAACUAUUUGAGGGUUUCCGCUUCGAUUAUAACAAGAUGCUGAACAACAAGUUUUUUCUCAGCCAUAGCUUGUUGAUGGGACCAACUGAGGUUCCUACUCGAUCAUCUGAAAUCAUCAAAAUCCCAACUGCCAAUUAUGAAUUUGGUGCUAACUUCGUUGACCCAAGGCUGUUUCUUGUCGGAGGGAUCAUGAUGGAUGGUAGACUCAAUGUGAAAGGCAAGUGUGAUUUAACUGAUAAUUUUUCCAUCAAGGCUAACGCUCAGCUGACUAAUGAAGAACCCAUGCCACAAGGCGCCUUCUCCUUUGAUUACAAGGGGUCAGACUACAGAACUCAACUUCAGAUUGGAAAUGGUUCCUUCUAUGGAGCUAACUACAUUCAGCAUGUGACACCACGCCUAUCUUUGGGUGCUGAAGUUUUCUGGGUUGGUCAGCAACGGCAGUCGGGUGUUGGUUAUGUAGCUCGUUACGAGACUGAUAAAAUGGUUGCCUCUGGGCAAGUUGCUUCCAAUGGAUUGGCUGUCAUGAACUAUGUUCAGAAGGUUUCAGAGAAGGUGUCACUUGCAACGGAUUUCAUAUACAAUUUUGUGUCAAGAGAUGUCACAGCAAGUGUUGGGUAUGACUACCUUCUUAGACAGUGUCGAUUAAGAGGAAAGAUCGAUUCUAAAGGAGUUACUGCUGCUUACCUCGAAGAACAUUUGUCUAUUGGACUCAAACUUCUUCUAUCGGCAGAGGUGGAUCAUGUGAAGAAGGAUUACAAGUUUGGUUUCGGUGUUAAUGCCGGUUAAUUCCGUACCAAAAAAAAAAACCUUGCGAUCGAGAGUCAAAAAUCAAAAUCCUGAAGAUCCGGUUUAUUACUUUUUUUGGCUCCCUAGAAAAGAACAUAGGCGGAAAAGUUUUUGUCACUGCGGAGGAGGUUAUUAAUUAGUGGCUCAACUUCAUUUAUAUUUUUGGGAGGAUUAUAAAAAUAAUUUAGAUUUUGAAUAGGAAAAAAACUAGAUUGUUAUGGUAGGACUUGAAGUUCAUUUGAGGAAAUUUUGAUAUUUGUUACAAUUACAAACUGGUGAAACUAUGACCUUAGGAAUUUAUGGUCCUGCCGGGAUUGGUUAAA